Molecule: messenger RNA, 453 nt
Organism: Vigna unguiculata (cowpea)
Lineage: Eukaryota; Viridiplantae; Streptophyta; Magnoliopsida; Fabales; Fabaceae
Source: RefSeq, a predicted model, not a curated record
AGCAAAGUUUCUGGCCUAUUCUACAUACCAUGGGGACCAGAGGAGUAAUUGGGGACAAGUGGUCCAUGAGAAUUCUUUGGGCUUGUGCUAUUGGAAGUGCUGUCGGCCUGUAUAUGGUUGCUGUAGAAAGGCAAACACAAAACAGGGCGAGGAUGCUGGCUGAAGAACUAAGGGCAACGGAGUCAGGGGGGAGCAAUGGCGAAGACAGCUGAACUAUAUUACGCUAUAUUUUGUGAUAAUUAUGUAGUAUCAUAGAGCAUAUGCAAAGUGUUUCCUUAUGAUUUUAAAGGUUUAAGCAUCCUUUCUCCAUUUGCUAAUAGUAUAGAGAAUUUUACCUUUGGGGAAAUAUUCAAGUGGAUUUUCAUUUCAAAUGCGUUAUGGAAAGAAUUGAAAUAAGCUUUCUAACCACAUUUUUAACAUUUUAGCAAAUUAACUUAUCAAGUUACUUUUAAA